This is a messenger RNA of Oikopleura dioica, 3405 nucleotides long. NCBI's taxonomy places the organism in Eukaryota, Metazoa, Chordata, Appendicularia, Copelata, Oikopleuridae. The record is from the annotation of a GenBank genome assembly.
AUGGGUGUCAGAAUUUAUGAUUAUUGGAAAAACUCAAGUUCCCACGAGCUCAGGCCGUUUCUCUGCGAUGAAUGUAAAGAAGGCGGCGAUUUGUAUGCUCAAUGUUAUGAAAAUGAAAUUUCUACGAUAAAAAUUUUAAUGAAAAAUGGAGGCGAAAUUCUGUCCGAAAAUUCUUUAGAAAAUAUUUUACAAACACUCAAUCAAUCCGAAGUUUCUUCAGCCGAGGUUCAAACCACUGUAUCACUUUUCUGCGGCUGCUCAAACAACUUUCAAUUCCGAAAUGGCACCUGCCAAUUGAUCGACCAUUACUCACAUCACUGCCAAGAAGAUGAGAUUUUCGGAAUAAACCAGUGCAAUAAAAUCACCAACGCCUCACCAAUCGAAGAAACUAUUUGCCAUGAAGAUGACUGCUCCAGUGUUGUUGCCUUUGAAGAAUUAUGUUUUAAUGAAGAAGAUACACUUGACGACGAAUGUUUCGAAUGUGCCCAUGAUAUCGCUGAAGAUGUAGUCAGGCGAUUCGAAGUAAUAAAGAAGAACAUGUUCGAUGAAUACCGAAAGAAAAAGAAACGAAAGAAGAGAAACACUUCCGAUAUCAUCGACGACAUUUUCUUCUUUGAUACAAAGUGGACUUAUCGAAUCGAUUCGACGAAAGAAUACGAUGAUCUGAAAAGCAAGUUAAUAAAGGACGCCCUCCCAGAUGACAUAGAAAUACCAGCGUACUUGGAACUUCUAGAAUCCUGCUCUGAUUGUGCGGUUCUCGAUGACUCACCAGAUCCGGAAAUGGUGGAAGAAAUUCUCUCCAACUUCGAUCCCGACAAGCCGGAUUUCUCAACCCUUGGUGACCCAAUGGUUGACUCUCUAACCGGAGCAAUGAUGGACGUAGACCUCUGCACUGCCGUCAAUCGGCAAUUGAUUCUCACGCUUUAUGCAAAAGGAACUGCGCCGUUUCAGGGAAAAGUGCUCGGAAUUCCGGCGGAAUUGAGACCAAUCGUAGCAGUUUUAAUCAAUCAGGACUCGCCCUACAAUGUCACCGUGACCAUUUUGAACACGGAUAUUUGGAAAGAAAGCGGCCAGGAGUUCUUUUUCGUGAACUUGAAAGACUCUGGCGGGAAAGAAGGGAGCGUGUAUGUAAAAGUCUCAAUGGAUAGUUGCAACAAAGCUGCGGAAACAGACGCCGAUUUGUCCCUCCGAGCGAAUCUCAAAGUCGUCCAGGCCAGUUUGAUAAUCAAAAACUUGAAAAAAGAAGAACAUGAAAGUGCAGUUCAAAUUUCCUCCGAGCAAAUUUACGCGGUCCUCAACGGAAUCAACGCUCUCAAAAGUGUCGAAUUCGAAACCUUUCGAUUCGCGGAUCGAUCUUCUUGCGCUCCCCUAAGCUUUCCUCUCGAUGGAGUGAGCCUCAAAUCUGAUGGCUGCACCAUUCGAAGAGACAAUCAUCUCCAAGCAAAGACGGAAGUUGACCAUCGUUUUCGAGAUAAACUCGACGAACCUUACGAACCAACAGUUUUCGUCCGCGAGUUUGGGAACAUCUGGUUCGAUUGCUUCACCGACGAAUGCACGAUUCUCGACUUUAUCCUUACCAUGUAUGACACGACCAUGACCUUCGAUGGGCUGAGCUUCGAUGACAGUCUUUUCAAAGGACUAAAUUUGGCAAGUGAACGAACCGCACUGCUUCUCAACAAGGAGAAUCAAGUGAGAGCAGCAAGGCCCACGAGACCGAUUGACUUCGCUCAAGCGCAGAAUAUUGGGAAUGUGCUCAUUUCACUGAGUGUGCUUUACUACUUGUAUUGUGUUUACAAAUUGGUUUUUCAGUCCUAUUCAAAAUCAAUUCUCUGGAAACUCCUCAAUGUUGUCACACUCACACUUGUUGUUGCAUCUGUUUAUAUGGAGACUCAAACCUUCAUUUAUUAUCUUGAAGGGCAGGGAUUGAUGUAUUCGCCGACCUUCGUUGUGGUCAUUUUUCUUGGAUAUCUGCCGAUUAUGAUCAUGAUCGUUUUGAUGCUAAGAGGAUUUGUUUUGGUCAGAUAUUUCAGACUCUGGAAGACGACGAGCUAUUACAAGCUCUAUCCGAUGCAGAUGAUAGUUCUCUUAAUCAACACGAUCUUCCACGAUCUCCCCGAAAUGAUCCUGCUCUACUUCUACUACACUCGCUACAAACCUCCAUCUUUCGAUCUUCGACUGACCGCCCUUGCCAAUUCCUUCAUAUCUCUCUGUGUCGCGCUCAUCGGAACCGUGACCCAAUCCAUCGGUGUUUAUCGCUACCAAAAGCUAUUCAAAAUGGGUCCUUCAAAAAUUCUCAUCUUCAUUUCUGUCCUCCCUGUUAUUUUGGUCACUCCUCUUAUGAAGAUAUCAGUUCUGCUCUCGACUAUUUUCUCCCAAAUGGUGACCUACACGACUGGAAACACAUAUGACAUCAAGAAGCAUACACUCAACGACAUUCAGAUUGUCGACGGAAGAACUGUCAUGAAUAUAACAAGUACAGACAAUGAGUUUGUGCCCGUUACCUCUGCGAUCCAGGGGACAAAUAUUGCCAAACAUGCACUUUGCGUAGACACCGAAAUCGUCUUCCGAAAUGCCUCUUUCGCCCUCAACUCUGAACCCGAACCUUUCAAGUCCGGAUGCCUGAAUCAACUCGAAUGGGUUUUGAUCGGAGCAACUCCAGUGCUCAUCAUGGGGCUGGUGUCAUUUAUCUUCCUGCUGAGAAAAGCGUGGCCAUUUUUGAACAUUCCUUGUCUUUGCUGGGGCCUUUGUCCGGCAGAUGACAGGAGUUACAAAAGAAGACCAAGUGCUUUUGCCGGGUUGAGUCUUGCGAUGGUCAACUUAUUCGCGAGAAUUCCUGAGCGACUUCAAAAACCGAGAGAGAGCUUUAUCGGACUCAUGCGGCGGAGCACCUUAUUUGUUCCUGAAGAAAGUCACGAUAACGUCUCCAAAGCCCGGAGAUCUACUAUUGCUGCGUCAAGACCGACGGUUCUAGAAGCUAUCCCGAGCUCUUCGAGUCCAAGAAAGACCGUUGUGAUAACGGAGACUCUCAAGUCAAACGAAAUGCGCCGUCCAUCAAUUUUGAAGAUGAAUUCUAGCGCACCGGAGUUGAGCGAAAUUCGCAAGAGAAAAAGUGUGCUUUUUGAUCUUCAGGAAGCGCCAGAAUCUUCCUCAAGCGAAGAAGAAGAAGAAAACCCGAUUUACAAAGCGCUUCGAGAAGAGGACCUCAUCGGCUUUGUCGACUCCGACGACGAUGUCAAAAACGUCCCGUGCUUUGUAAAAAUCGACAAGGAAGAGAAAAAGAAAUCGAAAAAAGCGAAAAAGUCGGGAAAGUCGAAAAAGAAAUCAAAAGAAGAAAUUGUCACUUCUCAACCCGCACCACCCUUGUCCGCUGCAGAACAGAAACUUAUUGAUGACAUUUAUAAAUAA